Fraxinus pennsylvanica is the source of this 1404-nucleotide messenger RNA. NCBI's taxonomy places the organism in Eukaryota, Viridiplantae, Streptophyta, Magnoliopsida, Lamiales, Oleaceae. The record is from the annotation of a GenBank genome assembly.
AUGGCAGUAACAAAAUGUGAAAUUGUGGUUCAGAAGAAGAAUCUCGUAGUCGUAGCUAUUAGAUUCCUUUCUUGUGAUCUUGACACGCGAGGUUUUGCACUAGAUUCAGGGAUCCACCACGGGCAAGUGAAGACUCAAACUCUUCUAACACCUUCACAAUCUGCAAAACUCAGGCCUCUUGUCUGGCUGCAGAGACCAACGUUGUUCAAUCAAAGCUUUCAUGGCAGGAGGGCAGUCCACCGGGAUAGACGGUCUCAAAUUCUGCAAAAUUCAGAUGUCCUUUCUCGUGAUCUUGACACGCGAGGUUUUGCACUAGAUUCAGGGAUCCACCACGGGCUAGUGAAGACUCGAACUCUUUUAACACCUUCACAAUCUGCCAAAACUCAGGCCUCUUGUCUGGCUGCAGAGACCAACGUUGUUCAAUCAAAGCUUUCAUGGCGGAGGGCAGUCCACCGGGAUAGACGGUCUCAAAUUCUGAAAAAAUUCAGAUGGUUAGAGUUCUCCCUAGGGCUCCUCGAGCUCCUAGCUUUUUCUCCUCCUGGAUUUCGAUCCAUAGAGGUUCUUUCUCCUCCUGGAUCUCGAUCCAUAGAGGUGUUGAGCCACAUUUCACUGCAAAUUAUGGAUGGUAACACCCAACUUCCAUGGGCACUGACGGGAUUCUAUGGCAACCCAGUUGCGGAAAGGAGGCAGGACAGUUGGCAAAUGUUGAGAAGACUCACCCCUGAGAGCCCAUCCCCGUGGCUAAUAAUGGGGGAUUUCAACGAGAUAAUUAGCCAAGAUGAAAAGUUCACAUGGAGUAAUAAAAGGGAGGGGACGGAUUUUACCAAGGAACGGCUGGACAGAGCUUGCGCUAAUGCCACCUUUCCGGCCUUAUACGGUUCUUGUGUAGUGCAGGUGCUCCCAGUUUGUAAUUCAGAUCACAACCCUUUAUCUAUCAACUGUAAUCAAGGCCACUUUCAGUUGUUCCCCAAUGCCCGCUUGUUGUUCCGGUAUGAAGCAGCUUGGGCAGGGAAACAGGAAUUUAAGGACAUCAUUGCAAGCUCCUGGUCUCAUCUUAGGGGCCAUAACAGUUCACUGGGGUGGUUUAAAGAGGGCCUUAUGAGAUGUAGGGACAGGCUUCAAAUUGGGGCUCGGUUUAAUGCCAGAGAAGCUAAGAAGACUCUUAAGGUUAACAUGCAGAAACUUAGGUCAUUGCAGCAGGUUAACAAAGGGGACUUGAAUGAGAGGAUCAGAGUCAUUCAAAAUCAAGUUGAUGGCCAAUGUCUUGGAAUGGUGGAUGUUGUCCUUUCUACUCAACUCAUUCGAACUGGAGUCGGGGCAAAGGUUGAAUAUGGAAAAGACUUCCAUUUAUUUCAGUGGCAAUACUCGGCAGGAAAUAAAGUCAGCCGUUCUUCAUGCCGCUAG